AGGGGGUGGUGUCAACCCUGUGUAGAACUCUGAGCCCCACGGCAUGUACUGAGCUCUGGGCAGGGGAGCCCUUGGAGACAUUUGGAGGAAGCCCUGCUUUUCGCCCUGUGAUCUUCCCAGUGGGGCUACAAGGCACUUGCUGUCUCUCCCUCCCUCCUCCCGCACCAGAUCCUCUCCAGCCGAGUCUGCAUAGCUGCCCUGGCCUCACCAGGCCAGUCCCUUGGCCUCCAAGCAACGGGGAAGGAAUGUGUGCAUUGGGGGGUGGGGGGAAUGGACCCUUUUAGGAAUAGGGACUGUCCCCAGACUGAGACCUGGGCAGGGUGGAGCCUCCUGCAAGCCUGGAGGCCCCAGCCCCUCUGGGAUAGCUGAUAUGAUAAUACAGCCAGAGAAGUUACCUAGGAGGGGUGGAGGGCAAAGGCCUCGGAGGAAGACAAAAGGAAGGGGCUGUCUGUGUCCCCUUCCUCCAGCUCCACAGCUGUUUUUAAUUGCUUAGGUCACACGGGGACACACACACACACACACACCUUUGCAUCUAGCUUGGGGUAUGGGGAGGACAACUGGAUCUCUGAGCUAGAGUAGUGCUAGAGCAUUCGCGUGUCAUGUGUGUGUGUCCCAGAGGGUGCUUGGCUCCGUGAGGGUGACCUUGUGCGUGACUGUAUGUGCUAUUGGAUGUGACCGCCCAUGCUACGUCCUCUAACUCAGGAGCUGCUGUGCUGUUCACUGACCAGACUGCGGUUUGUGUGCGGUUUGUGCACUCCUGUGGCCCGUAGCUGACUCUACCUAGUUCAAGGGCUCUCCCCUGGGACCUGAGACCCCUUGUGGGGAACAGGGUGCCCAUUAUCUCUCCUGGAGACAGGAAGCCAGGAUCUGCCCCCGGGGGAAGUGCGGUGGUGUGUGUUUGGGGUGAAGUGGACUUAUUUGACCCCCCUGCCACCAUGCCCACCCCCAUGCUUGCACUUGGUUUCUGGCCCUUGAGACCUUUCACCCCCAGUGUCUCUGUAAUGGAACCCCAAAAGGAAGGCAGGGCGGGUGGUCUUCCCCACUUCAGAGAUGGGGCAACAAGGCAUGGCAAAGGGAGAAGUGACAGUGUUGGGUCCCUGUGGAGAGACUGUGAGGACAGGGCUGGAGACCGGGUUCUUGGCUGUCCACCUCCCUGAGACACAGUGGUGUCUGUCACGGGGGUGCACUUGUCGUGGUAAGGAGGUGUCUGACUGGGAAGCAGGAUACUUUGAUCCUAACUCUCUGGGCUGUGGGUGCCGUCCUGCCCUCCUGUCCCCGCUCAACAUUCAAGUCAGGGAUCCCUGGGUGGCUUAGCGGUUUGGCGCCUGCCUUGGGCCUGGGGCGUGAUCCUGGAGUCCCGGAAUCAAGUCCCACAUUGGGCUCCCUGCAUGGAGCCGGCUUCUGCCUCUGCCUAUCUCUCUGCUUCUCUCUCUUUCUGUCUCUCUCGUGAAUGAAUAAAUAAAAUCUUAAAAAAAAAAAAUUCAACAGUCAUCCUGCUGAGAUCACAGGUGUCUCAUUACAACCAGUUCUGUGACCUUGAAUGAAGCUACUUCAUCUUUGGGAGCCCCAGAGCCCUUAACCUUAAAAGAGGGAUGACAGCUAUAUCACUGGACUCAGUGAGACCGCUACACAGGGCUAUGUCACUGGAGGUGGCCAGCACCUGUGAUUCCUUAACUGGAUGAGUUCCCCUGAACGUGAGUGCCCUGUGACCUCCUCAGAGGCCAUCAGCUGGUCACUGGGUAGGGGUGGGGAGCAGGGCCAUGCCUCCCCUGCCUGCCACUCCCGGAGAGCUUUGUCUUCCACAAACACAAAACCUGGAAAUGGUGGAGGAAGAUGGACCCUCCUAACGACCAUUGUUUGAAGUGGGAGUGGGUGUCCCGGAGGCAUAUUGUGGGGGGGGGGGGGCACACAGCUGCUGCUUGCCUGCUGAGUGUCUGUACUGGGAUGGAAGCAGCUGCCUGGGGGGCGGAGGCAGAGAAGGUGGCAUUCGCUCAUUCGGCAGGUCCUGUCUGCGUCUCUACUGUGUGCUGGUCUCCGGGCUGGACAGGGGAUCCGGUGGGGCACUCGGGCCAGGCCCCACCCUUCAGGGUAUGAUCUUAGCACAGGUGGGAGCUGGUCCCUAACCUGGUCCCUGGGCCACCUGCCGGGGAGGAGGUCAUGUCUGAGCAGCUGAACCCGGCUGCAGGCAGCCUGUGUUGACCCGGGCUACAGGCCAGGCCCUGAACAGGGCCCAUCAUUCCAGCAUCCCUGAGUGAUAAGAGUGCAUGUGGAAGCUGGAGCCUAACACGUGAUUGGCCACACACUGGGCCAAGAUUUGGGACCCCCUGCCUGGUGGUGGGUUUUGGAGUGGCUGCCUAGGCAAGGGUGGGCAGGGGCUCCCACCGCCCCUUCUCCCACCACUGCCCCUAUGACUGUGUGGACACCUGUUCCGGAAACUGGCCAUUGUUCCCACCAUCCUUCCUCCCCUCGGGCCCUUCCUGUUUGGAUCCCUCCCACUGCAGCCCCCAACCCCACCCAUGCCAGGUGCUUCCCUAGGGGAACUCUGACCCACUGCAGGAAGAGGCCUGAACUGGGUUUUUUCCCCUCCCCAGAGAAAAAGAAGGAAUGGGAGUCAUAGGCCACCCCCCAGAUGGGGUGAGGAGGCUGGUAGGAGAGUGUACAAGGUCAGAGUCAGAGCCUGCGGCUUCAGCUGGCUCAGUCUUGUGGAGAGCCCUAUCCUGCUACUCCAGGCCUAUCCCCAUUUCCCCCAAUCACAUCAGGCCCGGAGCUGGAGCUGGAGCAUUAGGCUGGUGGCUUUGGAGCCUCUCCCCCUUUCUCUUGCCAGCCUAGGAAUCCUGUUCUGGAUUUUUUCCGGGACCCAUAUCUGCCUCCUGGGCCUGGGCCAGAGGCGGCUGCUGGUGCCCUGUUGAAACUUCAUGGCCAUAGCCCCAGGCCCUGCUGGCAUUGCCAUGGGCAGCGUGGGCAGUCUGUUGGAACGGCAGGACUUCUCCCCUGAAGAGCUGCGGGCAGCACUCGCCGGGUCUCGGAGCUCCCGCCAGCCUGAUGGGCUCCUCCGGAAGGGCCUGGGCCAGCGUGAACUCUUCAGCUACCUGCACCUCUCUAAGAAAGACGGCAAGAACACCAAGAGGGCCCCUCGGAACGAGCCUACCGACUAUACCACCCUCUACUACCGGGAGCAUCCUCGGGCCGGUGACUUCAGCAAGACCUCGCUGCCCGAGCGUGGUCGCUUUGACAAGUGCCGCAUCCGUCCAGCGGUGUUCAAGCCCGUGGCGGGCACUGGGAAAGGCUUCGUGUCCAUGCAGAGCCUGGCGGCGCACAAGGGUCAGAAGCUGUGGCGUAGUAAUGGCAGCCUGCACACACUGGCCUGCCACCCACCCCUGAGCCCAGGGCCACGGGCCAGCCAGGCACAGGCCCGUGCCCAGCUGUUGCAUGCCCUCAGCCUGGACGACGGUGGCCCCGAGCCUGAGCCGAGCCUAUCUGACUCCUCCAGCGGGGGCAGCUUUGGCCGCAGUCCAGGCACUGGUCCUGGCCCCUUCAGCUCCUCCCUGGGCCAUAUUAACCACCUCGGAGGCUCCCUGGACCGGGCCUCACGGGUCCCCAAGGAGGCUGGGCCCCUAGCUAUGCUGAACUGCCUGCCUGAGCCACCACCACCCUAUGAGUUCUCCUGUCCCACUGCCACCGAGGAGGUGGUGGCUGUGCUGCCCGACACCUGUGAGGAUCUCAAGAGGGGCCUUGGUGAUGAGGACAGCGCCAAUCCCUUCACACAGGUGCUGGAGGAGCGCCAGCGGCUGUGGCUGGCUGAGCUGAAGCGUCUAUACGUGGAGCGGCUGCAUGAGGUGGCUCAGAAGGCGGAACGCAGCGAGCGCAACCUCCAGCUGCAGCUCUUCAUGGCUCAGCAGGAGCAGCGACGGCUGCGCAAAGAGCUUCGCGCGCAGCAGGGCCUGGGCCCCGAGCCGCGGCCCCCCAGCGCCCUCCCAGAGGCCGACCCCAGCGUGCGACCCGAGGAGGAAGCCCGAUGGGAGGUGUGCCAGAAGACAGCGGAGAUUAGCCUCCUGAAGCAGCAGCUGCGCGAGGCCCAGGCGGAGUUGGCGCAGAAGCUGGCGGAGAUCUUCAGCCUGAAGACGCAGCUGCGGGGCAGCCGGGCCCACGCGCAGGCCCAGGACGCAGAGCUGGCCCAGCUGCGGGAGGCGGUGCGGAGCCUGCAGGAGCAGGGGCCCCGGGAGGAGGCCCCGGGCGGCUGUGAGACUGACGACUGCAAGAGCAGGGGGCUGCUGGCCGAGGCGGGCGGCCCCGAGGCCGGAGGGGGUGGCGGGGGCGCCGAGCAGCUGCGGGCCCAGCUGGUGCAGGAGCGGCUCCGCGCCCAGGAGCAGGCGCUGUGCUUCGAGCGGGAGCGGCGGACGUGGCAGGAGGAGAAGGAGCGCGUGCUGCGCUAUCAGCGGGAGAUCCAGGGAGGCUACCUGGACAUGUACCGCCGCAACCAGGCGCUGGAGCAGGAGCUGCGCGCGCUGCGGGAGCCUCCGACGCCCUGGAGUCCUCGGCUGGAGUCCUCCAAGAUCUGAGGCCGGUGGAUGAGCGGGUGGCAGAAGCACCGCCAGAAAAUGGCUUGGACAAGCCCGCCCUGAGACGGCUGGCUCCUUCCCUACACCAUUCUGAGGCAGAAGCUGCUGAAGCCGGCCAGGGGUGGGGAGGCCCACCGGGAGGAGGGGGUCCAGUGGUGCAGUGGGCUGGAUAGGGUGCCAAGCAGCAGGAGCCAGGGCAAGACCUCCUGGCAGACGGGCACCUCGGUGGGGCCCAGCCCUGCUUUCUGGAGUAGAUGUGGCCCGGAGAAGGAAGUUGGGGAAUGAAGAGCCCCGUGAUACAGAAGGGCAGGCGUGAAGGGGGGGGAGGCUGGGAUGGGAACAUUGGCCUCCCCGAGAAUAAAACCACAUUUUCUACAAGGAGGCCACGGGUGCUACAUAGGGCCUGUUCCUGUGGAUGGUUGGUGUUAGGGGCCCUUUACUGCACAGUCACGGUCAAUGGGAGGGUGUGCCCUCUGCUCCCGUGUGUGCAGCUGCUGGGCAUAUGUGUUGCACUGGGAAGUGGAGGGAUCCUUGUCCUGACUCUGCACGGCCCCUUAGCUGCCGUGUGGGCUGAAAUUCUUUUCUUCAGUGCCAGUGGGAUUUUGCAGAAGGAACAAUGCCAGAGAACCCAGAAAAACAAAAGGGCAAGUCAACCAAGGCAUUGCUAGAACAUGAAACAUUCUCUUGGUAGGAAGUCUGGGCCCUGGGUACCCAGCACCCUGCUGGGUUUAGGGCUGGCCUAAGACAGCUUCCCCUGGAGCCACCCAAAGGCUCCAGCAGGGACCUGCCCCUCCCAGAACGCACCUUCUAUCUCCAUCUAGCUGUGGCGUACCCACCCUCCACAGCGAUGGGAGGGGUGCAGGAAGGUGCAGGAAGACAGGCAGAGAAAACUUGUGGAUGGGUUACAUGGUAAAGGGCCUGUACCACAGUGGGGAACAUCGCCAUUUCCCUGUAGCCAAUGGAAGGCCAAGGGAUAUUUUUAAGCAGGGGUGAGAUGUGACCUAAUUUGUAUUCUGAAAAGCUCUGUCCUGAGAGGAAGCAGCCCUCCACCUCCAGCCCUGCACCAGGCACCCUGACCGUGGGUUUCAGACCCCUAAAGCCCACUCCCACCCUUAACCUUUCAGCAGUCUGGUUUCCCCUCUGGGCUUUUGCACCCUCUUGGGUGGGUGGCCUGGAGCACAGACCCAGUCUGGCAGGCAGGUAGUUAUUCCCCACUCCUUGCAGUAAAGUUCAGCGUUCUCAUGAGUGUGUUGCUGUAACUGCUGCCAUGCAUUGAGCAGUUCCUGUCUUCUGUUAGGCCUUGGGUGCAUGGGGGCUAACAGUUGAAUUAGGCUUCCUGCUCCAGGGGAGUCAGCCCACAGACAUCUCCCCUUCUAGUUGCUACGGGGCAGCAGCAACCUCUGAGCUGUUUCUUCAGCUCUCUGCAGAAACCCCAGUUUGCACCCUCCAGCCAUGAUUCCCCCUUCCCAGGGCAUGCCUCGCAGCCCCUUGGGCCCCAGCAGGUGGAUCCUGGUAGAGUGGCUGUGCAGGGGUACCUGCAGAGCUCUGGAGUAUGAGUUGAUGUGCCCCACCUUUUUUAGGGUGGAGAAUGGGGUGUGUGAAUCGUCUGCUGUGGGGAUGGUGUGUUUAUGGUCAUGUAAGUGGCAGGUGUGUGUGGAGCUGUCUUGGUGGUGGGUGUGUCUGGGGGUGUGUUUGGGGCUCCUGUGUUGGGAGGUCAGGAGGGCUGCUUCCUGGCUCCUCCUUCUGCUCUAUUUCUUCCCACCAGCCGCAGCCCCUGUGGCUCUGGCCAGGCUUGGGUAGAGCCUAUGGCCAGGACAGACCCCUGCACCUAGCUGAGACCCAUCUAGAACCACCCUGAGCCUCGGUCAUUUGCCCCGGGGAGGGAAACUGGGAGCACUCAAGUGAGGCAGGCCUAUCUCUCACGGGCCUUGGAAUUUGUUCCACAGAUCCCUCCAAACCGAGGCCUCAGGGCCAGUCACCCUCCAGAAGGCCCUCCCAGAGCUAGAUGCUGACCUCAAGCCUGGGUCACUCCCUCCCCACAACCUGGAGCUGGUCAGGCCAGGUGCCCACAUGCCUGACAGUGGCCGGGGUCCACCUUUCAGUGUACCAUCUCUGCCUAACUCCCCACCCAGCAAUUAGAGAGCUGGGCCGGCCAGUACAGCCAGCGGGGAGUGGGUGGGCGGUACCAAAACUUGGCAGCUGUGCCAGAAACCAGGGCUAGACCCAGAUGCAGGGGGAAGGGCACAAGGGAGCUGAAGCUGGGGUGGCUCAGAGGGAACCAGAUCCUGUUAGCUCAUCCCUGCCGGGCAAACCAGUUCCCUGGUCCCCGAGCCGGCUGGGUGGCUCUGGGACCAGCUGAUCACAGGUGCCACAGCGGUGGCUCCUGCUUUAGAGUGGCCCCUCCCUCCAUUGCCUGGUGGGUCCCUCAGCUCCCCAGCUGCCCAGAGGCACUCUCCAGCAGACGAGGCUAAUUCUCCAAAACCCCCCUACCCUGUGUCCACAGACCCAUAGAUUUGCUGGUAUUUUGGUUUUUCUCCACUGGGCUGUGGGCAUUGCCAGGCAGGCCUGUGUCUUCUGUCUUGAUUCCUCAGAGCCUUCUCUGACUCCAGCCCAGAAAGCACUGGGGGACUCGAGUCAAGCCCCUUCCCUGACCUUUCCCUGACUGGCAUGGGUUUGAGCUGGAGGUGGAGUGGAGUAGGUGGGGAAGUCUCCAGGUCUGAGUGUUAAUUCACCAUUCACAGGCACCUGUGCCCAGACUGUGGCUGCAGAGCCGGUCACCAUCCCCUGCCUGGUGAGGCACUACAACGCCUCCCUGAGGGCCAGGCCUGGGUCUUAGAUGAAGAAGCCAUAGUGGCAAAGGCCUCUGCCCCCAUGACCCUUCCCUGUGGGUAGAGGAGGGAGAUAGCUCACAUAUAUGUCCAUGGUAGUGACAGGAUGAGAAGAAUGCAAACAUAUACACACACUCCCUGCCACGGUAGCAAGUCAGCAGAGCACAGAGAAGUACAUUUCUCUGAGACUGAGGGUGGGGGUGGUGGCGAUCGGUAUUAGGGAGCCUGUUUUCAAAGAAGGUGCCUGCCCCACAAUGACAGUUCAGACUGUAACUCACCACCCUAGUAGGUGGGGCUUAGUCCUCUAUACUGAAUUCAGAAAAGAAGAAUGUGUUAUUUCUUGCAACAAAACAAGAGUGAAAUAGGUCACGAAAGGUGGGACAUGAGUGCCAUGGAAUUCAGAGGAAAGCUGGCUCACUUUUCACUGCAGGUGAUGAGGGGUGUUUAUCUGGGGGAGGGUGACAACGAUUGACCACACUUUGGUCAAGUGCUUCUAACCUCUCUUUGCUCCUGACCUUGGAAGGUAUCCCUCCUGAUUUAGUCCAGAUCUAGCAAGAUUCCUGCCAAGUUAGUUUAGCCAGAGUCCCCCAUCGGCCGCAUCAGAUACCCUGCCAUGCAUAAUCUGGCUCUUCAUCUUCCACCAUGCCCAGGUGGUGGCUGGCCUGCCUUCCGCAAGACUCCUGUGAGGUGUGUUCAGCCGGGCUGCCUCCUGACCCCUGGAGGUAUCCUCUUAGUAAUGUUUCAUCCACUGCCCUCCCCCCACCCCACCCCACCCUGCUCCUUCACCAUAAAUUUGACUUUUCCUUGUAUUUGGAGUUAAGCCCACUCUCCCCCCCAACUACAAAACCCCCACUGCACUAUCCUUUCUGAAUAAAGUCUUCCUUACCACUCUU
Nyctereutes procyonoides (raccoon dog) is the source of this 8280-nucleotide messenger RNA. RefSeq names its product NEDD4 binding protein 3 (gene N4BP3). The record is from RefSeq and is a predicted model, not a curated record. The transcript is spliced from 5 exons. Bases 2916 to 4559 code for a protein of 547 amino acids. NCBI's taxonomy places the organism in Eukaryota, Metazoa, Chordata, Mammalia, Carnivora, Canidae. Gene Ontology annotation, cellular component: cytoplasmic vesicle.